UCUAGUGCACGGAUCACAGACUCUCACUCUCACACUGAAAAAAUGGCCGAGACUGAACCCAAAUCCGUGGCUCCGGAGCUUCUGGAAUGGCCGAAGAAGGACAAGCGCCGCCUCCUCCACGCCGUCUACCGCGUCGGCGAUCUCGAGCGCACCAUCAAGUUUUACACUGAGGCUCUGGGGAUGAAGCUGUUGCGGCAGAGGGAUAUUCCGGAAGAGAAGUACUCCAAUGCUUUCCUUGGGUUCGGGCCUGAAGAAACGAACUUCGUAGUGGAGCUCACUUAUAACUAUGGAGUCACUUCCUAUGAUAUUGGGACUGGAUUUGGGCAUUUCGCUAUCGCUACUCCAGAUGUUUACAAAUUGGUGGAGGAUAUUCGUGCCAAGGGUGGGAAUGUGACUAGGGAGCCUGGUCCGGUUAAAGGUGGGAACAGUAUCAUUGCCUUUGUGAAGGACCCUGAUGGUUACACGUUUGAGCUUAUUCAGAGGCCUUCAACCCCUGAGCCGCUUUGUCAGGUUAUGCUUCGAGUUGGUGAUCUUGAGCGCGCAAUCAGCUUCUAUGAAAGGGCACUAGGGUUGAAGCUUUUAAGGAGGAUUGAGAGACCUGAGUACAAGUACAACAUAGCUAUCCUGGGAUAUGCUGAAGAAGACCAGACAACUAUUUUGGAGCUGACUUAUAACUAUGGUGUGACCGAAUAUACCAAGGGGAAUGCGUAUGCACAGAUUGCUGUUGGCACUGAUGAUGUAUACAAAAGUGCUGAGGUUGUUGACUUGGUUAUAAAAGAGCUUGGAGGAAAGAUAACUAGACAGCCAGGUCCAAUUCCAGGACUCAACACCAAGAUUACCUCUUUCCUGGACCCAGAUGGUUGGAAAACUGUCCUGGUUGACAAUGUGGACUUUCUCAAGGAACUGCAGUAAGCAAUUGCGUGAAGUGGAAGUAUCCGGAUAGUCCUUUCUCAUAUGAAUAAGAUGUAAUCCAGCUUCUAUAUUAGUAGUAGCCAGUACUGGCCGUCUGAAUGUCUGUUUGAGUGGUUUUCAGUUGUAUUAGGAGUGUUCGUGUGACUUUUGCCUAUUUCAAAAUUGCUGUUGAUGUCACUCUCUGCCGUCUUUAAUAUGGUUGUCACUAUGGUCA
Rosa rugosa (rugosa rose) is the source of this 1126-nucleotide messenger RNA. RefSeq names its product lactoylglutathione lyase GLX1. Gene Ontology annotation, cellular component: cytoplasm. Gene Ontology annotation, molecular function: lactoylglutathione lyase activity; metal ion binding. Lineage: Eukaryota; Viridiplantae; Streptophyta; Magnoliopsida; Rosales; Rosaceae. The transcript has 7 exons. The coding region runs from base 43 to 912 and encodes 289 amino acids. The record is from RefSeq and is a predicted model, not a curated record.